This is a messenger RNA of Macroventuria anomochaeta, 1794 nucleotides long. RefSeq names its product GMC oxidoreductase. Bases 1 to 1794 code for a protein of 597 amino acids. The record is from RefSeq and is a predicted model, not a curated record. NCBI's taxonomy places the organism in Eukaryota, Fungi, Ascomycota, Dothideomycetes, Pleosporales, Didymellaceae. Gene Ontology annotation, molecular function: oxidoreductase activity, acting on CH-OH group of donors; flavin adenine dinucleotide binding. Gene Ontology annotation, biological process: secondary metabolite biosynthetic process. The transcript is spliced from 2 exons.
AUGCGGUUCUGGGCUCUGACAAUUGUGGCAGCUAGUGUCCUGUCGCAGGCAGGUGCGACAAGUGAAGCUGCUGAACAUAUCGCCGAGACGUACGAUUUCGUCGUAGUAGGUGGCGGAACAGCUGGACUUGCGCUUGCGUCACGCAUCAGCGUCGGCUUGCCCAACAGCACCGUUCUUGUGAUCGAAGCAGGACCAGAUGGACGUCAAGAGCCAGGCAUCUACAUCCCCGGACGGAAGGGCUCAACGCUUGGGGGCAAGUAUGAUUGGAAUCUCACAACUAUUCCGCAACCUAGUGUCAAUAACCGGACGUUUGCGCAGAAUCGUGGAAAGGUUCUUGGAGGCAGUAGUGCGCUAAACCUCAUGUCAUGGGAUCGUACCUCCAUUGCUGAACUUGACGCCUGGGAGAAGCUCGGUAACAAGGGCUGGAACUGGAAGACCCUGUAUCCUGCGAUGUUGAAAGCUGAAACGUUCUUGCCAUCGCCAGAGUAUGGAACGGAAGGCGUGGGCAAGUCUGGCCCUAUCCAAACUCUGAUCAGCCGGAUCUUUCCCAAGCACCAGUCUUCUUGGAUACCUACAUUGAACAACCUUGGCUUAAUUACCAACGGAGAAUCACUUAAUGGCCAUUCUGUCGGAGUCAGCACUCAACCGAACAACGUCAGCCCGAACUACACUCGAUCAUACGCACCUGAGUAUCUGAAGCUCACGAAAGACAACCUCGCUUUGAAACUUGACACACGCGUAGCGAAGGUCAACUUCGAAGGCAAGACUGCGACGGGCGUUACUCUCGAGGACGGAACCAUCGUCCAAGCUCGGAAAGAAGUCAUUCUGUCUGCAGGGUCGUUCCAGACUCCUGGUCUGCUCGAACUCUCUGGUAUUGGCAAUGCGACACACCUGAGGAAGUUGGGCAUUCCAAUCGUCAAGAAUCUGCCUUCCGUUGGCGAGAACCUCUCGGACCACAUUCGCAUCCAGAGCUCUUACCAGCUCAAGCCUGAGUAUCCAUCAUUUGACGUCCUAAAGAACACGACUCGUGCUGCUAUCGAGCUUGCAGCUUACAACGCUGGCCAAGUUUCAUUGUAUGACUACACCGCCAGCGGCUACGCUUACUUUCCUUGGGACAUUGUGUCAAACGACACCGCUGCCAAGUUUCGUACACUGGUCCAGGGCGACGCAUCUUUGACUUCAGCUGUCUACAAAGUCAAGAAGAGCUACCUUUCUCCACCCCUGAGCUCAACAGUACCGCAACUCGAAGUCAUCUUCUCAGAUGGUUACACGGGCCUCAAAGGCUACCCAGCUGCUAACUCCUCCCUGUUCGGCAUCGGCACCUUCUCCCUGAUUGGCGUAGUUCAGCACCCACUUAGCAAAGGUCACGUCCACAUUGAUUCGCGCAACAUCAGCGACAAGCCCAUCAUCAAUCCGAACUACCUAUCGCACCCAUAUGAUCUUCAGGCCGUUACCAACCUCGCCAAGUUUCUGCGUACGAUUGCUUCCACGGCACCUCUGAAGGAUGUAUGGACCGAGGAGUAUGAACCAGGCAAGGCAGUUCAAAGUGACGAAGAAUGGAACAAGUAUGCAUUGGCGAAUACGCUCAGUAUCUAUCAUCCUGUUGGCACCGCGGCUCUGCUUCCGGAGGAGGAUGGUGGUGUUGUCGAUUCGAACUUGAGGGUGUAUGGCACGAAGGGGUUGAGGGUAGUUGAUGCGAGUAUCAUUCCGUUGUUGCCAAGUGCGCAUAUCCAGACACUGGUGUACGGAAUCGCAGAGAGAGCUGCAGAUCUGAUCAUCAGGAACCAUAUGUAA